Messenger RNA from Cheilinus undulatus (humphead wrasse), 3720 nucleotides. RefSeq names its product DEAH-box helicase 35 (gene dhx35). Lineage: Eukaryota; Metazoa; Chordata; Actinopteri; Labriformes; Labridae. Gene Ontology annotation, cellular component: intracellular anatomical structure; catalytic step 2 spliceosome. The transcript has 21 exons. The coding region runs from base 8 to 2107 and encodes 699 amino acids. The record is from RefSeq and is a predicted model, not a curated record. Gene Ontology annotation, molecular function: ATP binding; RNA binding.
GUCCAAGAUGGCGGCUCCCCCUUCCACGAUGAAAUUUUGGAAGCCGGGGUCUGAGGCGCCGGGAAUCUCAGAGGAGCGCGAGCUCAACUCAGAGACCACCGGCUCCCCCAUCUUCUUCAACCCGCACACCGCCCUCUCUAUCGAGAAACAACGACAGAAACUCCCUGUUUUCAAGCACAGAAACAAUAUCUUAUAUUUGGUGGAGAGCUACCAGACAGUCAUCAUAGUUGGGGAGACAGGAUGUGGGAAGACAACACAGAUACCUCAGUACCUGCUGGAGGCUGGCUGGGCAGCAGAGGGGAAGGUGAUUGGAGUGACACAGCCCCGACGUGUGGCUGCUAUCUCUGUCGCGAACCGUGUAGCAGAGGAGCGGGGGGCACUGAUGGGACAUGAGGUGGGAUACACCAUCCGAUUUGAUGACUGCUCUGAUCCCCACGCCACACGAAUCAAGUUUCUUACAGAUGGCAUGCUCGUGCGGGAAAUGAUGUCUGAUCCUCUUUUGAAAAAGUACAGUGUGUUGAUGCUGGAUGAAGCACAUGAGAGAACACUUUAUACAGAUAUAGCCAUUGGUUUACUUAAGAAGAUUCAGAAAAAGCGGCGAGACCUGCGGCUGAUUGUGGCCUCUGCCACUCUGGAUGCCAAGAAAUUCCACGACUUCUUCAAUCUAAAUGAGUCCGGGGAUCCCAACAAGGACACAUGUGGAAUUCUGACUGUAGAGGGACGCACCUUUCCUGUGGACGUCUUCUAUACUGUCAGUCCUGUCCCGGAUUAUGUGAAAGCCACGGUGGAGACGGUGAUGAAGAUCCACGAGACAGAGGAUGAUGGAGAUGUCCUGGCUUUUCUCACAGGGCAGGAAGAAGUGGAGAAGGUGGUGUCCCUUCUGCAGGACCAGGCAAGAACUCUGUCACGAUAUGGCAUGAAGAAACAUCUGAGAAUUUUGCCCAUGUACUCUGGUCUACCCUACGCCGAUCAGAUGAAAGUCUUUGAGAGGAGUCCUUCCUCUGUUCGCAAGAUUGUGGUGGCGACUAACAUUGCCGAGACCUCCAUCACCAUAAACGGAAUUGUAUUUGUCAUUGACUGUGCAUUUGUGAAACUUCGAGCCUAUAAUCCCAGCACUGCCAUUGAAUCACUGGUGGUGACUCCCAUCUCCAAGGCUUCAGCCAGCCAGAGGGCGGGCAGAGCAGGGCGGAACCGACCUGGGAAAUGCUUUAGACUGUACACUGAGGAGGACUUUGAGAAACUGCCUGCCUCUACUGUGCCAGAGAUGCAGCGCUCCAAUUUGGCCCCUGUCAUCCUGCAGCUCAAAGCCUUAGGCAUCGACAACGUGCUGCGGUUCAGCUUCCUCUCUCCUCCCCCUGCUCAGACCAUGGUGCAGGCUCUGGAGUUGCUCUAUGCUCUAGGAGGUCUGGACCAUUACGGCCGUUUGACUGAUCCCAUGGGUGUGCGGAUGGCUGAGUUUCCUCUCAGCCCCAUGUUUGCCAAGAUGCUCCUGGAGUCAGGAAACUUCGGCUGCUCCAAAGAGAUUGUCACCAUCGCAGCAAUGAUGCAGAUUCAGAACAUUUUUCUUGUUCCACCCAAUCAGAAGAAAGCUGCUGCUCGAGAGCACAGGAAAUUUGCAGUUGCUGAGGGAGACCACCUCACUAUGCUGAAUGUGUAUGAAGCAUUCAUUAAGCACCAGAAGAGCUCCCAGUGGUGUCAGGAACACUUCCUCAACUAUAAGGGGCUGCUGAGAGCUAUAACUAUACGAGAGCAGCUCAGACGGCUAAUGAACAAGUUUAAGGUGCCUCGGACUUCCAGUGAAGGUGACCCUGAUGUGAUCUUGAAGUGCAUUGUUUUUGGCUUCUUUGCGAAUGCAGCCCGUAUUCACCACUCUGGCUCUUACAGGACUCUACGAGAUGACCGUGAGCUGAACAUCCACCCCAACUCUGUGCUGUAUGGAGAGAAACCUCCAAAAUGGGUUGUUUUCAAUGAAGUGGUGCAGACGUCAAAAUACUACAUGCGUGAUGUGACUGCAGUGGAGUCAUCCUGGUUGGUUGAAUUGGCCCCUCAUUUUUACAAGCAGGCCAAGCAUGGCUCACUGGCCAGCAAGAGGUCCCGGGUCCUCUGAGUCUUUUCGUCCUUCCACCAUGUAAAGACGGGGGGAUUCAUUGAGCCGAGAGGAGAAACUCCCUCUUAGAUUGCCACUGUGCCCCUCUCCGCUUCAUUGUAUAUAAAGAUGUAAUAUAUAUUUAUUGUCCAUGUCCACCUGCACAACCCCACGAUGUAGCCAUGAUGGAAUGGGAUUAAGUGGAUACAUUUUUAGCACUGUGGUUGAGAUGUGGGACUUGCUUUUUUUGAAAGCGGCUGUUGUACUUAAAUAUAGUUAUAUUUGGAUCUACAAGAGUAAAUGCUAAUGAAUGUGAGGCAAGACCAGGCGGUGCCUGUCUUGUUUCCUCCCAGUAUAGUCAUGUUGUUCACUUCAUUCAUUCUUGUAAAUAGUCAGAGCAGGCUCAAGUCCAGAGAACGGCUCCUGGUUCUUGGCUUUAUUAUUUUUUUAAUUGCUGUAUUUUUCCUGUUGCAUGAUACUCAAUGAAAGGCAAUGGACUGUGAGGAUGUUUCCCUUUGAGAGACUUGUGGCUUAGUUUUAUUUGCUUUCUUUGUUUCUCACAUAGUGGGAACCUUUGUUUCAAAUCACUUAAAAUUUAGUUUUGGUAACUUUAUUUUCAUACAGAAUGUAUUUGGAUAUGUAUGUUUGCUGCAGAAAGAAACAUCUUAUUUCAGUCAAAUUUAAGAUUCUACAUCCUAUAAUGAUACUGUGAAAAGACUGCUUUACUUAUUGAUCCAUGUUUUUCACUCUGUAUUGCCACUUUACCACAGUCUAGUUCAGACAUAGUGGCCUUGUCACCACUCUGUGCCAGUUUUCUUUAUCAGCCUAAUUCACAUUUCCUUUCAGAUGGAAUGUGUAAAUGCACACAAGCAUUUAAAAUAUGAAAAGCUGUGAAAUCAAAACUAAAAAGUGCCAUUUGUUCCAGUGAUGAUAAAGUGCAUUCAGACAUGCAUCCAAAGCCUCAAACAAACGGUAGCAUUUAUUGGAUUUCAGCCAUCUCUUUGCCUUUCCUCGAGGGGAUUGUCUCAGUUUUGAUUGAGGCUUUUUUGUACUAUUUUGUUUCCUGUAACCAUAAACUGCAUCAGCGAGGUGUUCAGGAAAAUAGCCAUUUUUUCAUUGCAAAUUGACAGCAUGUAUCCUCUACUUUUGUUCACUUUUGUACUUUAUGGUUUAUUUGUGUUUCGAGGCCCUGAAAGUGUCAGUGAACAGUAACUUAAAGGUUUUGUCAUUUCAAUCUGCUUUUAAACCACCAAGAACACUAUUACACAAUUGAACUUCUUGCAUGGUUCUUCGUAGAUCUUGUUCUUGAGGUUACUACUGUAGAUUCAGUGAAACUGUAAUGAAACCACAGAACAACAGCAUAGAGUAGAUAAUUAAACCAAUGAGACGGAUAUACAAAUGAGGUACCUUUGCAUGCUAAACGAUACUCUGAUGUAGACACUUAAGAUCACCUUGUAGACUAAAUGCAAAUGGAACAUUUGCAAAAUGGCUUGUUUAUCCUCAUUUGUGCUGAUACUCUUGAGUAUGUAUGCAGCCAAAGCAGUAACCCUAUACACCACCUGUGUAAUGCUCACCUCUGAGAUAAAAAACUGUCGCCUACCAUUUCUUCCUCACAUCCUCAAAUAAAGCCUUAU